Molecule: messenger RNA, 1677 nt
Organism: Suillus clintonianus
Lineage: Eukaryota; Fungi; Basidiomycota; Agaricomycetes; Boletales; Suillaceae
Exons: 3
Coding region: 308-1357 (349 amino acids)
Source: RefSeq, a predicted model, not a curated record
UUGUUAUUUGGUUCCGAAAGUGGUUGUGCAAAUAAAGGGAAGUACGCAUAAGGCAACUCGAGCAAUUGGUUCAUUUUUCAACUUGUUCUUUCCUUCCUUUCCUCCAUCCUGCGCUGCCCCCCAAACUCCUCUAUAUUCAACUGUUUUUUCAAACAACACUUCUAGAUUCUGAUCACCGUUGUCAAGUAGACAAUAACCCUUUUCGAUUUUACACACGGGUUUUUUCAAGACGGCCAACCUGCGCGCUCCAACCCACACCACCGUUUCGCCUUCGAGCUCAAUCAGCGUCCGGAACGGUGCACAAAGGAUGGCAAACCCUUCUUCAUCCCACCAUGAGCGUGACCGCGAACGUGAACGUGAACGAGAGCACCGUCACCGCUCUGAGCGAGAGCGACACCACCAUCACCGAACCAUUUCUUCAACAACCCUUCUCCUCGUUCUCUCCCUAGUCCUUGCAGUCCUCGCUGUCAUGCUUUCGCUACCCGCAUCCAGUAGUGCAAGCGCGAAGGCAGCGGGAGCAGAAGACCCUGCUGCAUCUGGACUCUGGGGUUAUCUGACUCCCAAACGAUCGCAAGCUCUCGUAGCUCGUGAGGGCAAUGUUGCUGCGCGUGAAGCUGAGGUAGCUCGUCGUGAGGCAGAGCUUCUCGUUGGCGCACCGGGUGGUGUGCUCCCUACCCAAUCCCCAGUCGUUUGCCCUCUCUGCCCCACCGCCACGAUCGUAGAUUUCGCGCCUGCACAGACUAUCAUCAAAGAAGUCGUGAAGGAAGCAGACCUUGCACCUCCCGGUUGGUGGAAAGAGGCUAACGCCCGCGCCGAAGAUAUUCUGGACCGCGAGCUGAGGGUUAGCGAACGUGAACGCGAGAUUACUCGUCGCGAGGAGAGUGUGAACAGGAGAGAGCACGACUCUUCCAGACGCGAGGCUUGGAUAAUGGAACAGCUUGUUCUCAUCAACAACGAUGGAGCUUCCCUCGAGGAAGAAGUUUUCUAUGAGCCUGCUGGUGGCAAGCGGAAACUCAAGGAGCUUCCACCUAUGUUAAUCGCUGAAACUGAAACAAAAACCAUCAUCCAAUAUGAAACGUUGCCUGCCUCGACUGUCACGGUUCCCCCACCUGCUAAUACCCGUUUUGCUGCAUUCCCUACGCCUGAAGCCUUUUCGUCAUCUUACACCACUCAGAUUCCUAGAACCACAGCCAUCACUGUCGAAGAAGAGAUUAUUCGGGAGCCUCUGCGGCUUGAGGAGAUGGAUGAGUACGAGGUGGAAGAGUAUGAAGAUGAUGAUGUGAGAGAAGUCACAAUGCGUCGCAAUGCCCGGCCGACCCGGCGACCGCCACCGAAUUCACGUGGCUGGUUGUGGUAGUUGGACCUUUUCUCUUCUUUAUUUCUUUCACCAGCUGCUUCAUCUUUAUUCUUGUUUACUGGUUCUUCUUCAGCGCAGCUUGGUUUUUCGUACGACCCCACUCUACUUCAGCCUUGCCAUCUCCCUUUGUACACCUUACACGAUAACUCACGGUUCACGGACUGCGUUUGACACGUACGGAUUGAGACGGCCUAUGACAUGACGAUUGCUUUCUUGAGUAUGUAGAAAUAGGUUACGCUAGGAUCGUUUGAGUACUUACUUAUGGCCUCUGCCGUUGGAAAUAUACAAUAUAACGGCGGGCCUUCGCUGUGCAUACUUUC